This is a messenger RNA of Chironomus riparius, 1532 nucleotides long. Lineage: Eukaryota; Metazoa; Arthropoda; Insecta; Diptera; Chironomidae. The record is from the annotation of a GenBank genome assembly.
AAAUUUUGUAUUUAGUGUUUGUUAUUCAUUCAUUCGAAGAUGUCGUGGUCUUUGAAAAUAUUUAAUAAAUUCCCAAUAAAUUUAUCAUCGAGUAUUCAUGCUCGAGCAUUUAAUUCCAAAGCCAUAGGCAUUCUUGGAGUUCCAUUUGACAAAGGUGCUGGGACACGUGGUACUGAUAAAGGACCGAAUGCUCUACGAGAAGCUGGUCUAAUUGAUGAGAUUAAGCACAUUUCCUCAAAUAUUGAUGUUAAGGAUUAUGGUGAUGUUCAUUAUGAAUUAAUGAACACUAAUGGAAGGAAGAUUCAUAAUUUGAAUGAUUUGAGUGAUGUGGCUGCUUGCAAUAAAGCCUUAGCUGAUCAAGUUGAGAAAAUUAUUAAGGAUAACAGAAUGCCGAUAACAUUAGGUGGUUGCCAUAGUAUAGCAAUCGGUUCAAUUAGUGGCGUUUUAAGAACAACAACACCAGAUAAUUUAUGUAUUUUGUGGGUUGAUGCUCACCUUGAUUUAAAUACAAAUACCACCUCGCCAACCGGUAAUAUGCAUGGAAUGCCAGCAAGUUUACUCGUUAAAGAAUUAAGAUCAAAUUGGCCCACAAUACCCGAACUUGAAUGGUGUAAGGCGGAUCUGUCAUUAAGGAAUUUCUGUUGGAUUGGUUUGAGAUCAAUAGAUUAUUAUGAACGCAUCAUGAUGGAGCAAUAUGGAAUAAAAUAUUUUGAUAUGCGUGACAUUGAUAGAAUGGGAAUCGAUAAAGUGACUAAUGCGGCAUUAAAAGCCAUAAAUCCGAAUGGUGAUAGGCAAUUACAUGUGAGUUUUGAUAUCGACUCCUUGGAUCCGCUUUUUGCUAAUUCAACAGGCACUCCAGCUGGUGCCGGUUUGACCCUUCGUGAAUGUCUAUUUCUCAUGGAAGAGGUACAUCGAAGUGGAACCCUUUCUUCAAUGGAUUUGGUCGAAGUAAAUCCUCUUGUCGGUGAUGUUCGUGAUGUUACAAAUACACUCAAUUCAGCAAAGGCAAUUGUAUGUGCGGCAAUUGGAAGCAACCGAAGUGGAAAUUCCUCUUGAACUUGUUAAAUUAACCUUAACUUGUUUUAUUUUGUUAUGCUCCUUGUAACAUGACUCUCUACAUAAUGUCGUUCCAAUUCACUUCAUAAUAAUUUGUGUGCUUACGAAGCUUGUACGUAAAAAGUAAAUGAGAUAAAUGUUGUUGUAAAUUUUAAACUGUUUUAAAGUGCCAUUAUGGCACCCAUGGGUAAAAUUUGAUUCAAUAAUUUAGUUUUGUGUAAAAGUUGACAUUGCCAUCAUAAAUUAUAUUAACUAUUUAAGACGAGGAAGAAAUGGAGGAAAUUUGUUCGCGCUGUUGAGCACAAAAUACAUUUUAACUUUUUAUUUCCUUUUUGGGGUGUGUGCGAGUGUCGUGUCACAUUAUAAGUUUUUGUAAUUAACACUCCAAGUAGCUUGUGACAAUAAUUUUGAACCUUAAUAAAUUUUUGAAAAAUCAUAGCUUUGAAGAUCUGCACUGAUAUAGAUUCCUGGAGCUG